Juglans microcarpa x Juglans regia is the source of this 1134-nucleotide messenger RNA. Its product is annotated as ethylene-responsive transcription factor ERF109. Lineage: Eukaryota; Viridiplantae; Streptophyta; Magnoliopsida; Fagales; Juglandaceae. Gene Ontology annotation, biological process: ethylene-activated signaling pathway; regulation of DNA-templated transcription. The record is from RefSeq and is a predicted model, not a curated record. Gene Ontology annotation, molecular function: DNA-binding transcription factor activity; DNA binding. Bases 123 to 878 code for a protein of 251 amino acids. The transcript has a single exon.
CUGGUUCCCCCCUCCAGACAGAUUCAGCGUUCGAAACAUUUACAGACAGCAUAGCGACUUUCCAUAAUCCACUGAAGGCUUCCCCUACUGCCACUCUCACACACACGCACCCACGAACAGACAUGCUGGAUAAGUCCAGCUUUAAGAGACCCAAACUCACUGAAUCUCCAACGAGUCACCAACCUGCGCGCCGCCUUACCUCCGAGCAGGAGCUCUCCGUCAUGGUCGCCGCCCUCACCAACGUCGUCUCCGGCUCUUCUUCUACUACUACCACGUCUGCCUCCACUUUCGACUACUCCAUGGUCCCGAUCGUCUUCCACCCUCCGCCUUCCUCCUAUUCCGACACUUGUCAAGUCUGCCACAUCAGUGGUUGUCUCGGUUGCGACUACUUUUCCCCGCCGGCGGGUAAGGUUCAGGAACAGGUGGAGGAUAAGAAGAAAGCGAAAGUGGGAGUGUCGAAGAGAAGGGCGACGAAGAACUACAGGGGUGUCAGGCAGAGGCCGUGGGGCAAAUGGGCCGCGGAGAUCCGAGACCCGAGGCGGGCGACCCGUGUCUGGCUUGGCACCUUCAACACAGCCGAGGAGGCCGCGCGGGCCUACGACAAGGCCGCCAUCGAUUUCCGCGGACCGCGCGCGAAGCUCAACUUUCAGUUUCCGGAUUACACGACGUUUGGAGAGGGCAGUUCGGAAUGCACGUCGUCGGAUCAGCAUCAGACAACUUCGAGAGGUGCUUCUGAUAGUUCGGCCGGAGUCGGAAUUGAAAUCGGGAAGGGAAAUGAGUUCUGGGAAAGCAUUGGAGACGAGGACAUUCAGAAGUGGAUGAUGACGAUGGAUUUUACCGGGGACUCCUCCGAAUCGGCCGCUACCGGAACUGAAUGAAUGCGGGCUCCUACUUCUUCUUUCUACUUCACUAAAGUGAGUAAUAAUAAUUCAGCUGUGGGAGCACCCAACUAAUUAGUUAAACUUUCGUGGAAAUGAUUUGGGGUUAGAUUAAUUUGUACAAUUAAUUAAAUUCCUUCUCUGUUUUCAUGUUGUGAGGGAAUCAGAAAAAACCUGGUUGUAUUGUAAUUGUCUUGUUUUUUUGGGAAUAUUAUAUCCAAAAAGAAUGACCAAACAAAUAUCCACAUUUCUUUUA